UUAUUAUUAAAAUGGAUAAUAUUUAUUCAUUAGAUACUUCUCAUGUAGAAAAGGAUUUGGAAUAUAAAAAAUCUAUUCAUAAACGACGAUCUUCUGUUUUCCAAAGUCGUCAAAUUAUAUUUGACGAAUGUGAAGGUACAGAAGAUAAAGAGACAGUUGAAAAUAGAGAAGAUAUAAAAUGUGUAUCUAAUACAACACAAGAAAAAGUUUUUAAUUUAGAAGAAUAUAUAAUUAAUUUAAGAAAUGAAAGAAAAGAAUGGAUAGAAACUUUGAAACAAAGAAAAACACAACGAAAGAAUCUUACAAAGCAAAAAUUAUGUUUAGAAAAUCAAGAACAACUUUUGGAUCUAAAUAUUUUAUCAGAAUAUGAAAAAACCUUUGUUACAGCACGGCCGAGUUAUCAACAUAUUUGCAAAAAUUAUGAAAAACUAUCAGAUAUGCUUGUGAAAUUAUCAGUGUUAUACAAUUUAGCUUAUAAAUUAAAUCAAAGAUUCAUUUCACAAAUGGAAAGAAGACUAUGUAAAAUUACUGAUAAAAUAAUCAAAAUAUCAGAAUCAUGAUAUUAUAAAGAUUGCUAUACAUUAAAAAUCUUUAAAACAAGAUUAAUUAUUGUUAUACAAAUGUACAAUUUUUUUAUAUUAAUUAAAAUAAAUAUAAUUAUACAUAAUUGAAAUAAACAAA
Molecule: messenger RNA, 681 nt
Organism: Apis cerana (Asiatic honeybee)
Lineage: Eukaryota; Metazoa; Arthropoda; Insecta; Hymenoptera; Apidae
Source: RefSeq, a predicted model, not a curated record